This is a messenger RNA of Sodiomyces alkalinus F11, 1264 nucleotides long. RefSeq names its product 3-oxoacyl-reductase. The transcript is spliced from 2 exons. Gene Ontology annotation, molecular function: oxidoreductase activity, acting on the CH-OH group of donors, NAD or NADP as acceptor. The record is from RefSeq and is a predicted model, not a curated record. The coding region runs from base 326 to 1180 and encodes 284 amino acids. Lineage: Eukaryota; Fungi; Ascomycota; Sordariomycetes; Glomerellales; Plectosphaerellaceae.
CGCCCCUCCCCGCUACUCCGUAUUCUCCGUAUUGACCGCAAUCUCACGACAACACGAGACCCUCAAAUGAGCGGAAUAUACCCAUCACUGUUUGUAAUGGAAGAAAUGGAGGGACGGCUCCUUGUCGGCAUGACUUGAAGCCUUGACUUUCAGGUCCUGAUUAGCUUCUUUUCCGAUUCACAUUAAUUUCAGCUGUUUCCUCUUUCCCUCCAACCUCCUGUCGCAAGUGUGAAAGUUGCUGCUCCCUGUGAUCGAGAACCUAGCAUCCCCUAUUGACCAGGUACCCAAUCGAAAAGCACGAUCAGAUUCCUCAUCUUCUGACAGAAUGGCCCGCCCCCUGGAAAAGAAGCUCGGUAUUGUCACCGGCGCAUCGAGAGGCAUCGGCUACGCCAUCGCUGAGAUCCUUGCCGCCAAGGGGUGCGAUCUUAUUCUGGGCUACACGUCAACAUCUUCCCAGGCGCCCGCCGAGAAACUCGCCCAGGAUCUGACCGCGAGGCACGGCAUCCUCGCCAUACCCAUCCAGGCCGACCUCGGCACGACCGCCGGCCCAGCCUCGCUCAUCGAGACCGCCAAGAGCCGGAUCCUAGAGCCCGGUGCAUCUCGCUUCCAAAUCGACAUCCUCAUCAACAACGCCGGCGUCGCUUUGAACGACAAGCUCCCCGACAUCAAGGUCGAAGACUUCGAGACCUCGUACCGCGUCAACGUCCUGGGUCCCCUGCUGCUCGUCCAGGCUGCCCAGCCCUACCUCCCGACCGACCGCUCCGGCCGCAUCGUCAACCUGUCUUCCGUCAGCUCCUCCGGCGGCUUCCCCGGACAGACUGUCUACGGCGGCACCAAGGCCGCGCUGGAGGCCAUGACGCGGACCUGGGCCCGCGAGCUGAGCGAGAGCGCGACCGUGAACGCCAUCAACCCGGGGCCUGUCCUGACCCCGAUGUACGACCGCAACACGCCCGAGUUUAAGCGCUUCAUCAAGGGGUACAUCGAACACACCCCGCUCAUGAGGGCUAGGCCCGGUAUCGACUCCGAUGAGGUCGUGAAGAAUGCCGAGGAGGCCGGGGGACGGCCGGCUUAUGUAGAGGAGGUCGCGGGCGUGGUUGCCAUGUUGUGCUCGCCCGAGUCGGCGUGGUGCACUGGGCAGGUUAUUUGCGCCAACGGAGGCAUGUUGCUGGGCCUGCAGUAAUGGUGCUGUGGUAGAUUAUUCGCUUAAUAUGAUAAAUAAUGAUACAUCCGGGGUAUUUUGAAUGUCGUUCUCCAAUGUCAGUCU